AUGAAUGAGGACAAAAAAGGCAAACAGCCCACAUCUCGCGCCCCUAACCGAGCCUCCAAUUCUGUCCGACCAAGAAGCCAUUCCAGUCGAUUCCAACCGCUGCCUGUACACAUUGAAAUACACCCCCGUAGCAGUAUAGAUCCUUCUUCUUCGAUAUCAGAACGGCGGCCUACAACUCACAGGCCUUCGGUAAGAUUCUCACAGAACGGUCCUGAAGUCAACGAUAACCGUCAAUCUGUUGGAAGCUUCUCUAGAGACCCGAGCCCUCUUGGACAACACGUGGCGCGCGUACCAUUUCCCGGGCGAUCAGCCUUCCAUCCUAGAGAAAGUACCAUUCCUGAACAACCCCCCCAGGAAGACCUAGGCUCGCCAUCAUCAGUUUUAUACCCAGUUGACGAUAUCAGCCACCCCACAGUCCCUGAUAUCCCACCUGUGAGCUCAACCGGAGAUACAGAUACGGUCCAAAACAAUAUGAACUAUAACCAUUAUGGCUACGGUUCGAGCGCGCCAAAUCGGGACUCGUCUGCGGCUCCUCCAGCCUGGCAAGCAGAGGACGCUGAAAAGAUUCAAUUGAAAGCGGAGCUAGAGGCUUAUAAAACUUUGGAUAAAAAGCUAAAAGCCGCUGACGAAAGAAAAAAGAGAGAGCAACAGAUCCGGGAGGAAACUGAAAUCCAGUUCCAGAACCGCAUGGAAGAGAUACGAAAGGCUCGGGAAAGCGCGAAGCUGGAAAUAGAGAGAGUAAAGAAAGAAGCUGAAACGGCUGCUUGGGAGAGAGCUGAAGCGGCGAGGAGGGAGCAGGAGGCAGAAAAGAUUCGCCAUGACCAUCAAGCCAAAAUCAUGGAAAGCGAGAUCAGAGCAAAAAUUGAAGCGGAGAGAAAAGCUGAGGAAGCAGAGAAAAUGGCUAAAGAAAAGAUAGAGAGGGAGAUGGAAAUGAGGUUGCACGCCAAGAUGAUGGAAAAGGUUGAUGACUUCAUGGAAGUCGCCAAACAACGAUUUCUGGCGCAAGAGAUGGCCAACACUCCUCAAAGGACUUUUGAAGCAACUCAAAGUCCAAAGAAGGUGAAUUUCAGCGAACCUCAAGCCCAGAACAUGAACCAAUACAUGGACCAACGCACUAUAUCACCUAGUCAGCCUCGAAGUACCAUGGGUUACCCUCCGGAUAAUGUCUCGUACCGCACUCCUCACGCUUCGCCAUCAUCUCAACCUCGGUAUCCUCCUUCAAUCGUCGAAGGAUCGUGUAGCAGCCGGCCACCUUCCGUCCCUAGUGCACCAGACCAAUCCCAGUACCCGGACGAUAUGAGGUACCAUCACCGCAAUAUGUACUUCGAGGAUCACUACCCUGCAUAUCGAGGAUCCCCAGGCGGUCCAACUAGCUAUCGGCCUCAAAGAUACGAUGAUUGGCCACCAUCACCACGGUACCGCGAUAGAGGUCGUAUGCCUAUGCAUCCAGACCUUAUUCAACAGUUGGCAUAUGCCGUCACCGAGGUGCUCCAGCAACAAGCCUACAAUAACUCCAUGGAGCGAGAUGACGGUCCGGCUUAUCCCUACGCUCCGUCUGCCAGCCAAGCGUCGAUAGAUCCUAGAGAAUAUGCGUUCGCCGCGGAUCGGGCUGCUGCGCUGGAAGAACAGCAACGUCGUAGAGACGAGCAAGCCUAUAGACAAAUAUUGGCACAGCAACUGCAAUCGAUGAACAUAUCAGGUGGACAUAAUCGGCCUUUUGACAUGCCUCUCCCAUCUCCAAACUCGAUGCCGCGAACCCAACGGUCCCGAGCUGAGAGUGUUGUUACUAGCGAGAAGGGUUCGGAGAGCUGCAGAACAAAAGUGUCUGCCUAUCAGACUCCGCCGCAAAAUAGUGGAAACCCCGUAUACCUUGAUCCAACAAGACUAGCUACGCUUCCAGUGGCGCCAAUGCCGCCCAGAGAGACUGAGUAUACUCCCGAGAGAGAUCUGGCUUCUCGUGGCAACGAUGGGUCCAAUACAAAUGUUAAUUCGUCCAUGAGGGCUUCUGUCAGAGGAAUGAAAGUAGAGGACUUUCUAUCAACAGCUAAAGCCUAUAUCAACCGUUCAGGAAAUAGAUAA
Messenger RNA from Fusarium graminearum PH-1, 2079 nucleotides. RefSeq lists its product as uncharacterized. Lineage: Eukaryota; Fungi; Ascomycota; Sordariomycetes; Hypocreales; Nectriaceae. The record is from RefSeq and is a predicted model, not a curated record. The transcript has a single exon. The coding region runs from base 1 to 2079 and encodes 692 amino acids.